This is a messenger RNA of Portunus trituberculatus (swimming crab), 5468 nucleotides long. Its product is annotated as E3 ubiquitin-protein ligase KCMF1-like. Gene Ontology annotation, molecular function: zinc ion binding. NCBI's taxonomy places the organism in Eukaryota, Metazoa, Arthropoda, Malacostraca, Decapoda, Portunidae. Gene Ontology annotation, biological process: synaptic signaling. Gene Ontology annotation, cellular component: plasma membrane. The record is from RefSeq and is a predicted model, not a curated record. The coding region runs from base 202 to 1878 and encodes 558 amino acids. The transcript is spliced from 8 exons.
UCCAAGUUCCAAGAUCGAAGGUUGUGACGUCAUGAUGGCCUAGUGAGACCCUGUAAACUAAAUAUUUCCCUUAAUAACUCGCCCUGUGGAUGGUCGGAGGACACUGUGAUACCUUCAUGAGCAAGAGCGACAUUCACCAAGGAUACAGAUAACGCCGUAGAGGCCAUAGAGAGGCGAAAUAACGGCCGCAGGGGGUGAAAUAUGUCCCGUCAUGAUGGUGUGAGCUGUGAUGCAUGUUUGAAGGCCAAUUUCCGUGGGCGGCGGUACAAGUGCUUGAUAUGCUAUGACUAUGACCUGUGCUCUGCCUGCUAUGAAGGUGGAGCAACCACUACGCGUCACACCACCGACCACCCCAUGCAGUGUAUCCUCACCAGGCAUGACUUUGAUGUGUACUAUGGGGGUGAGGCGCUUUCAGUUGAACAGCCACAAAGUUUAACGUGUCCAUUUUGUGGUAAAAUGGGAUACACAGAGACUUCCCUACAAGACCAUGUUACGGCAGACCACCCAGAUACUCCCUAUGAAGUGGUGUGUCCCAUCUGUGCGUCAGUGUCUGGAGGAGACCCCAACCACAUGACAGAUGACUUUGCUGCUCACCUCACCCUUGAUCACCGUUCAGGGGCACCCAGAGACCUCGAUGAGCCUUCUCUGUCUCGCCAUGGUGCCCGCAGGAUACCUCACCAGGGGCGGGGCAUCAGCAGGGGUGUGGCCCGCCGGAAUAUGACCUUCGGGAGUGUGAGCAGUGGCCUGUUCUCUCCGUCAACGCGGGAGUCCAUGGACCCCAUCGCAGAGCUCCUCUCCCAACUAUCGGGAGUGCGUCGAGCCACGGCAAGUGACAACUCUUCUGCUGCCUCACAGCUACAGCAGUUGCAGAUUCAGUUAGAACGGCAGCAGGUAGCCGGCCAUCCACCCAGCCAGGCAACCAGUCUCCGCCAGCAGUUGGAGCGCCUGCCUAGACGUGGGGGAGCGAGCAGCAGUGGCGGCGGCAGCGGUGGUGGCGGUGGUGGCGGCGGCAACAGCAGUGGCGUGAGCAGCGGCGGCGGCAGUGGAGGCGGUGGAGGUGGAGGUGGGACAGGAAGUGGUGGAGGUGGAGGAGGAGGAGGAGGAGGCAGCCAUGGGGGUGGAAUGAUGAACAUGAGCUCCAGCAACACUAGCAAUGUUGUCACCACUCACCACCAGCCUCCACCCCUGCUGGUCCACCCUAGUCCACAUGCACAGGCCCAGUCACAGUUCCUCCUUGCCCGACUGGGAGACAGUGAGAGUGACACUGAAGGUAGUGGUGGCAGCAGCGGCGGCAGCAGUGACCGAGCAGCCUUUGUACAGGAGCUGCUCCUCUCAACUCUAUGUGAACUGAGCCUUAGUCCGGGGGCCCUGGAGGACGCCUUCACGGCCCCACCACUCAUCCAGUAUCAGGGAGGAGGCAGGGGUACAGGCAGGGGAGGGACAGACAGGGCUGGCACUGAUAAGGCCAGAGUGUCGUCAGCUAACGUUGGCACCCAGACCUCCUCACCCUCAAGCCCACCUCCUCCAAGCAGCACCCCAGCCCCACCCCUACAGACCAACCCCCAGCAUCCAGAACCCAAGUCCAAGGGCCCCCUGAGUGGUGUGAAGCCAGCCAAGGGAGCCAAGGGGAUGGUGGUGGGCCGCUCUAGUCCUGGGAGUCAGCAGCCACAGCCUCAGCCUCCCCCCCAGCAGCAGUCAAACGGUGGAGGGGUGGUAUCACGGCCGCUUACGGGGACGGGAACGGUGGCCGUAUCCCCUGUCGGGGGCCCUGGUCGGGGACGGGGGGGCUCAGCGGGGGCUGUUUCCCCCGGGGCAGCCCGCAGGAAGCUGGCCCGGGGGGUGGAGGGGCGAGCCACGGAGCCUCCCCCGCCCCACUAGUGCCCGCAGAAUCUAGUCCAGCACCAGGGGGCCUUCCUGACGCCACCAACGAAGCCUGCCCCUGCCCCCACCCGUGCCCACCCUGCCACCCCUGCACCUGCCUGUGACUGCCACUCACCCCACACCCUCUUCAGCUGAGUUGCAUGCAGCAGCAGCAGCAGCAGCAAUGUGCCGGGAAUGAUUACUUGCAACAAGUGGUGGAGUGUAUGUGGGCCAGGACAGGCUGUGCUGAGAGGGACUACCCAGGAUGGGCCAUGCUAGGAUGGGCUGUACUGGGAUGGGCCAUACUGGGAUGUGCUGUGUCAGGACAGGCCAUGCUAGUGUGGGCCAUCUCAGGACACACUUGACUAGUAUGAUCCAUGCUGAAGUUGGGUGUUAAUGGAGGGUGUGCCAGAGGAGGCUGGGGCUUGCUGGUGCCAAGAAGAUAGUGUACAUAGCACAUGCAGUUGAUGCAUGUUGGGUUGCUGUGUAUAAAAGAUGUUCAGGCCUUCAUAAUACUGCAUAGCUUUACCCUAACCAUUCAUGAAAUCACAUUUAUUGGCAUUGUCCUCUCAGUACUGUUUCCUUCUGCCAUCAUUGAUAACCAGAAUCACUCACAAAUAUUUCCUAUACAUUAUACGUAUAAUUAAAUUUUGAUCAUUACUUAGGUUUGAUUUCCUUUUUUUUUUUUUUUUUUUUUUUUUUUUUUUUUUUUUUUUCCCUCUCAUCAAUGUGUUUGCUGACUUGAAAGAUUUUUUGUCCAAAUAGUGUUUGAAGUAUUUAUAAAUUGUAUUUUGUUGCAAAUUACAUAACAGUAAGUAAUUCUUAUUGUAGAGCUUCACUUUGCUUUGGUAUAAUGAUACUGAGUCAUUUUUACCCACAGCCUAGCAGGAGAUAACAUGCAGGUCACUUUACAUACUCUGAUUGACUACCUAACCUAUCUGGUCCACCACCAUGCCUCAAGGCUGUGCUGAACCCCUAGAGGAACCCCUGAGAGGCACCACACAUGCCACACCACUGGGACAAACUAGGACCAUUGGGAUGCUGUCUGUCUGAGAUGAAGGAAAAUUCUACGUGAUAGCUUAAAUCACCAAGACGUGUGUCAGCACACAUGGGGUGGUUGAUAUCCCUGUUUUAGAGGGGUACAGUUCUCACCCCAGUGAAGUGCUGGAAUAAUGAACACCAGGACUGUCUCAUGCUAGGCUGCAUAGUGAUGUUUUCUUAGUGCACUUAACUAAUUCUUAAAAUGGAUGAACAUGGUAGACUGAGAAGCACUUUUUUUUCUCUUGAGUAGCAUUGCAGCCCAACCAGAGCUGGAAUGUGUUAACAGUUUUGGGAAUGUUAAUGGAAUCAAACUUCUAUGUUAUUCAAGCUCAUCUCUUUUUCCAAAUGUGGAUCUUUGCAAUAAGAUUGGUAUGGGCUAUACAUACAUGUCUUCAUAGUCAAUAUUUUCUAAUUGUAUAUGUGCAGUACACCAGUUAUAUUUAGGAGUACCCAGGACAAGGUGAAUGAUGAUGUGUAUGGUGCGUGCGGCACAACAGGACCUGACGUCAGCCGAUGCCUGGCAGGUGUAGGGGCUGAUUCCAGCAGGUUGCUGCAGCCUGUACCAUGAACUAAGCUUUGUGGUGUUGUAUUAAGAAUUCAUAUAACUUGCGUAAUAAAAAAGCUACCAAUGGAUAAUGUGCAGCCCGUAGAGGGCUUGACUUGAGGGGAAAGCAUUGCACAAGCAGUAAGAUUCAGCUUCAACUCAGUGUGCCCACUUAAUAACUCAGCUGAGGGUUACUAAGGGAACAGCUUCUAGACUGAAGAUUACCCAAUGCAGUCGGGCGAAUACCCCAGCAGAUAUAGAGAACAUUUAUGUUAGAGCUGUAAUGAAUUGUUGAGUUCCCCAGUUACUCGGAGAAUAUUGCAUAUAGCUGCUUUGUAUUUCAAGCUCAAUAAGUUCUGUCUUGAGGAGUUCACAAGAGGAAGGGAGAUUGUCAGACCAACUACUACAUCACAAUAAUUUUGAGUCUGACAAAGGUGAUGGUGAAGGUAGUUCACCAGUUUUCCAGUGCUAGCUUUAUUGAUAUAGAUUUUGAUAGCUCUAGAGGUUUAAAAAAAAAAUAAUAAGAUCACAGCUUAUAACCACACACACAAGUAAUGCUUGUCAAUCUUUUUAUUAAUUCACACCCGCUGCUGCAGACGCUCCUAGGAGGCUCUAUCGACAUGAUGAUGACUUGUGCAUGACAAGUGUAACCAUUGGGGUCCCACACAGAGCAUCUUCCACAGUGUGUGUUUGUGGUGAAAGUUUAAAUGUGCAUCUGUGUGAUUGUUGUUUGAUGUGUUGCUGGAGUCUUGUCCAGUCCACUUUUGGUUCCAGUUUAGUUUGUCUUCAACGAAUCGGUGCAUCAGGUGAUGUGCGUCAAUUGUUGAUAUAUUUGUUGCUGUUGGGCAGUGGUAGGCUGGCAAAAAUUUUGCUGUGGUGUUUGACCUUUAACUGACAGUGUGUGCUUCUGGCAAGACUCAUUUGUGUUCCUGACUGACAGCAGGUGUGGAAGUGUUGAGUGUGUCUGUGUGGUGUGGUGGAGAAGCCUUAGGGGACAGUCAUUUGUAGGGGGGAGGUGGGGGGUGGAUGUGCAUCCCAUGCUGCAGAGCUGUGGUCGGCCUUACAUCAGUGGUCUUUCAAGAGAUGUGUAUGUCAGACCAGACACUGUACUUACUUGCAACAGUUUUGUUGUUGGUAGAAAAUGUACUACUACCUAGCUCUCUUGUUUGAAUUCAGAUAGAAUUUAUAGGCCUACACUUAUAGAGAGGUGCCUGUGUGGAAAAAAAAAAAAGUAUAUAUAGAUUACAGUUGUUUGCAAUUUUACGAAGUGAUGUACAAUGUUGAAUAAAAUUUCUGGUCCCAAGAGCGCCACUGAUGUUUCACAAAGCUUGUUUAUAUGUACGUACUUGCAUUGAGUAACGGGUGCCAGGAGUGACUGGCACUCGGUGGGGAGUGUGUACCUGCAGAAACACCACUUAAUACCAACCCGUGACACCGAGUGUGUUAAGGACAGUAGAUGGAGUUCAUUUGUUUGUGUAUUUAGAGGCCAAUUAUUUUGUUCUUUUAUUUUCUUGAUGCAUAUUUAGUCCUGUAUGAGUUUGGAAUGGACGAAUCAGUUUUUUGAUUUGACAGUUUUAGUCACUGAUGAUUUCUAAUUGGAAUGCGAAUGAGGAUGGAGUGUCACACAGUUUUGUUGGUCGAGAUCACGUGGAGUGUCACGUGGGGGUCUUCAACAACACUAUCUGGGAGUCAAUGAUGUUGGUGGAGGGCACAUGUGCUGUGAGGAACACCUGCUGUGGAGCUGUAACAUACCUGCUGUGUACUGUACUACUUUCAUUUCAGGUGGUCUGUUUUUAAUGUAAAUAAUAAUGCAGAUUAAUUUCCUCUGCCAUGCUGUCACUUGAUCGUAUUUGAAAUUGUAUUAUUGUAGGAAUGCUACAGCAAAAUUCUUUGUACAUAGAUGCAACAGAUAUACUGAACACUGUUACUGAUAAUCAUAUGGGAGCAAUGUUGAUAUGAUCACUUUAAGCCAAAUGAAAAAUGUUUAAUAGAACUCUAUCAGGAAAUAAAAAAUGUGACUAAA